Molecule: messenger RNA, 1431 nt
Organism: Leptopilina heterotoma
Lineage: Eukaryota; Metazoa; Arthropoda; Insecta; Hymenoptera; Figitidae
Product: zinc finger protein 277
Exons: 7
Coding region: 153-1352 (399 amino acids)
Source: RefSeq, a predicted model, not a curated record
AGAAUUUGUCGUCUGCUAUUUUUGACAAGUAUAGAUAUAAUUUUUUGUUAUUGUUGUGUUAUUUAUAAAAAUGCGAUUAUAAAUUAUGUUAUUUGUUUAAAUUGUACAAAUUUGUAUCAAAUAACGAUACUAUAUUUUUGGAAUAUUGGAAAAUGACAGAAAAUGUAAAUACAGAAAAUAAGAAAACUAAGUUAAAAUCACAAUUUGUUGAGUUGGACGAUAACCCGAAAGAUACAAGAUGUUUAUUGUGCGAAAAUAUUUUUAUUUUACCUACAAAUGAAAAAGAUUUUCUCACUCAUAUUUUUACUGAACAUCGAUUAGUAAUUGGCGAUGUAAAUAAAAUUGCCAGCCUCAAAAGUUAUGUCAACUAUUGGCGAGUGAAAUUUCGCGAUGAACCAUUAACGAAAUUUUGUACAACAUUUUUAGGCGACUGUACGCCAGAUGGAAAAGCGAGUAAAAAUGAAAAUUAUUUUUUACUCUCGGAUUGUAUUGCUGAGGAUAAAACGCUUCGUAGUGAAUUGAGACGAGAAAAAUUGGAAUGGAUUCUUGAGGAGCAAUUACGAGAGAGAAGUGAUAAAAGUUUCCAAAGAGGUUGCAUGUUUUGUCGCACUGAAUUUUCCGAAUCUCGUAUAUUAUAUGUUAAACAUUUAUCCGAAAAGCACAAUAUUCAACUUGGAAAAACAGAAAAUUUAGUGCUAAUCGAUCAACUUUUAGAUCAAAUUGAAAAUAAAAUCGAAAGUUUAAUUUGCAUUUAUUGUGAAAAAGAAUUCAAGGAUCGUGCCGUUCUGAAGGAACAUAUGAGGAAAAAAUUACACAAACGAAUAAAUCCCAAUAAUAAAUCGUACGAUAAAUUUUACAUUAAUAAUUACUUGGAGCCAAAUUGCACUUGGAGAGAAAAACAGUCGCAGAUUGAAGAAACGGAAGACCCGAGCGGAUUUAGUAGUGACAAUGAGGAGGAAAAUUGGUCCGAUUGGAAUAGCGAGAAUGUCGAUGUUAAUUGUUUAUUUUGCCAAACAAUUAAAAAUGACUUUAACGAUAUUUUACAUCACAUGAAGGAAGAUCACGGCUUUGAUUUUGAUUUAAUAACGCGCAAUUAUAAUUUCUAUCAAAGAGUGAAAAUUGUCAAUUACGCACGCAAACAGAUGCACGUGAAAAGAUGUAUUUUUUGCGAUGGCCAUUUUGAACAACUCACUGAGCACAUAACACGGGAAAAUCAUUAUAAAUUGCCCGCAAAAGAGAUUUGGGAUCAACCCGAAUUUUAUUUUCCAAUGUACGAGAACGAUUCGUUUUUGUACAAUUUGGAUUCGAAUUGCAAUGAAGAUGAGGAUUCGUCUUCGGAAAUUUGUCAAUAGUUACGAAAAAGAUUUUUAAUUUAUAAAUAAAUAAUAUCUCUACUGAAGAAUACAAAUAUAAAUAAUAUCUUAAAAUUUU